Cydia pomonella (codling moth) is the source of this 2754-nucleotide messenger RNA. RefSeq lists its product as uncharacterized. Gene Ontology annotation, molecular function: aspartic-type endopeptidase activity. Bases 1 to 2754 code for a protein of 917 amino acids. NCBI's taxonomy places the organism in Eukaryota, Metazoa, Arthropoda, Insecta, Lepidoptera, Tortricidae. The record is from RefSeq and is a predicted model, not a curated record. Gene Ontology annotation, biological process: proteolysis. The transcript has 3 exons.
AUGUUAGCACGGCUAGGGUUGCCAGCCUUUUUCCUAUUCCAUUCCUUCUGUGGUGAAGAGCACCACAUUUCAGCCUGUAAGGCCUUUCUAGCGAAAUCGGUGGAUGAACGAAUGGCUGUGACUACGGAGAGGAAAUGGUGCUAUAAUUGUCUUAACGCGUCUCAUUCAGUGCGACAGUGCACAUCGAUAUUCUCUUGUCAGAAAUGCAAGCGGAAGCACCAUACUCUGUUACACCGAGAGCAAGCUGCCAGCAACCCCGAACCCUCUGGUGAAAAAUCAAGCUCAGUCGUCUUGCUGGCUAAAGAACCGUUAACUCCGUCCAAUUCACCUUCAAAUACGACCGUGCUACUGGCAACCGCGCUCGUCCAAAUUCGUGAUGCUUCAGGCGAGUUUCAGACAUUCCGCGCGUUAUUAGACACCGGAAGUCAAAAUAAUUUCCUCACCACACACGCGGCUCAACGGCUCAAGUUGAAGCCUACCGCGACUAGUGAUGGGCCGUGCGUCCUAGGGGGUGCACCUGCAUCAGUGACUGGCCAGGUCACCUGUGAUAUAGGUGCCAAGGACACCGUACAUUUCCGUCUGGAAAUGUUUGUUUCACCGCACAUAUGUGCAGAUCAGCCUAUAGGCAGACUCAAUAUGAGUGGAUGGGAUGACCUCAAAACAUUACCGUUAGCAGAUCCUGGUUUUGAUAUUCCUGGUCCAAUUGAUGUCUUGCUCGCUGCCGACGUCUUUGCUGAGUCACUUCUCGACCAACGUUUGAAACGCUGCGUCAAUCAACCGCGUGCUCUCAACUCUGUCUUCGGAUGGCUGAUAGUCGGAAAAACCCGACUAGCGUCGUCGUCUUUAUUAAGUGUACCAUCACCUAAUAAGGAUGAUAGCUUAAACAAUAUCGUUCAACGCUUCUGGGAGAUCGAUACCGUUCCGCAUUCUUCCCGAUUAACCCCAGAUGAACAACGCUGUGAAAAUAGUUUCACAAACGAGCAUUACCGUGACGAGACUGGUAGGUACGUCGUCUGUCUUCCCUUCAAAGAUAACGCUGAGCCUGUGUUUGAAGGCUCUCGGGAGAUAGCGGUACGACGCUUCCAUGCUAUCGAAAAGCGCCUUUCUCGUGAUCCAGACUUGAAACAACAAUAUGUUGAUUUCAUGACCGAUGACUACAGCGAAAGUUGUCACAUGUCUUUGAUGCCUGCUAAGAACGCGGCUCCAAAGAUAUCAUCCAACAAUGCGGAGAUUCCUUUCCACUACCGGGAGCACGAAGCGGCAUCUAUGGCCAACGUGCACCAACUGUACCGUCAAAUUACCGUUGCUCCGCAUUACCGUGAUUACCGGCGUAUUCUCUGGCGAGCUAACCCAGAUGAGCCUCUUCAGGAAUACGUAUUCAACACCGUACCGUACGGGGUCUCCUCGGCUCCGUUUCUUGCUUGCCGAACGAUCCAGCAAUUGGCCAACAACGAUGGUCAUAAGUACCCGAAGGCUAAAACCGUUCUAACUUCCGAUAUUUACGUCGAUGACGUCGUUACCGGAAGUUCUUCGCUGGAUGAUGCUCGUGACAUCAAGUCACAAGUUAUCGCUCUUUUUAAGCUCGGCUCUUUUGAGCUACGAAAAUGGGUAAGCAAUCGACCCGAACUUCUAAGGGAUAUGCCCUCAGAAAUGUGUCUUCCGGACGCCAUCGCAUUCACCGAGGCAGAAGUCACAACCGUUAAGGUCCUUGGCCUUAAAUGGGAGCCCGCUUCAGACUCGUUCGUUUGUAACGUCCAACCGUCUAAUCAACCGUGUACCAAACAAACGAUUCUGAGUGAGGUUGCCAGAAUCUUUGACCCUUUGGGUUUCUUGUCUCCUUUGACAAUCCAAGCCAAAGCCUUGAUCCAAAGACUUUGGAUUCUCGGCUCUUCAUGGGAUGAAACGCUUCCUCCGGAAAUUGUAUCGCAAUGGAACAGUUUCUUCCAUCAGCUUCCUCAAAGUAGGGAUCUGAAUAUUCCUCGCAAAUUCGCCAUCGAAGGUAUUCAAUCGUAUCAACUGCAUGGGUUUUGUGAUAGUUCUGAGAUAGCGUAUGGCGCCGUCGUAUAUCUAAGUAUCACCGAGCCUGAUGGCUCCAUCCGCGUCCACUUCGUUUGCCGCAUCCACAUGCUACGGCUUCCUGUUCGCGAAGCCUACUUUUGGUGCGACUCAACCGUUACAUUGGCUUGGUUGCGCGCUCCGUCCUCUCGUUGGGUGACAUUUGUCGCAAAUCGUGUUAGCCACGUGCAGGACAUCGUUCCUACCGCUUGCUGGAGACACGUUCCCUCUGGAACGAAUCCCGCAGAUAUCUGCUCACGUGGGCAGUUGCCUCGGGAACUAUUAACCAAUUCGCUAUGGUGGGCGGGCCCAGAGCGGCUUUCCCAAUCGCCGUCUGAAUGGCCAUCAGAUCUAUCGAAGGAUCGCAACAACGAUAACGUCGUACUUUCCCAACAGCGUCGUUGUUCUAUCGCGCGUGACAAAAGGCCUAAGACUAUUAACCGUACCGCCGGCCGGCGUGUGAAAGAAGAAAAGGUGAUAAACGUAAGAAGAACCAGUCACAUCGAGAGGAUUCCACCAUUGCUGCAACCUCAGCGGCAGCUCAGGUGGUGGGGGCACGUCCUUCGAAUGGAUGACCACCGCUUGCCUAAAGGUGUUCUCUACUCUGAGUUGGUGGUGGGAAAGCGGAAGCACGGUGUGCAGCACCUGCGCUACAAGGACGUGCUCAAACAGCAUCUAUUCUUAGCACUUGCGCCAUAG